AAAAGGUUAUGGUUCAUCGUCUCUGUUUCCCUUUCCCUUCCACCCCCUCCCAACACACAGAGAGCAAGGGAUGCCAUGACCAUGGGGAAGGGAAAGACUCUUGGUUGUUUUUUUUCCUGCUCCAGACUGGCCAGUGAGGUACUUGGCAGAUUGGGCGUGUAUGAAAGGCAUCCCAUGCGGAGAGUUUCCUGUUGAUCUGGGGAGAGCAUUUCCAGCCAUUAACCUGACACAACCUCCCAGAUGGAAGAAGAGGGAUUCUCAGUCUCAGAUCUUCAGGCCUUCAGGAAGCGAAAGCGGGGAUGAGGAGACACUUCAGCUGGACUGUUCUGAGAGCCCGGAGCUGCAGGGGCUGCUUAAGCCAGGCUUCGAUGAGGAGACAGCCCAAGACCUCAUCCAGAGUGCAGCCAGCAGCCCUGCUGUGGCACAGACGGAUGCCCCUCUCAAACCCCCCAGCCACGAAGGAGCCUUCCAAAAACAGCCAGUGGACUCUACAGCCCGCCGAACAUCCAGGGUCGAGCGCCCAACUAUCUGCCCAGAAUGCGGGAAGGGCUUCAGCCGGAGCAUCCACCUGAUCCAACACCAGCGCAUGCACACGGGAGAGAGACCCUUUCAGUGUCCAGACUGCGGGAAGGGCUUCAGCCAGAGCUCCCACCUGAUCCAACACCGGCGCGUGCACACAGGGCAGAAGCCCUACACGUGCCAUGAGUGUGGAAAGAGCUUCAGCCAGAGCUCAAACCUCAUCAAGCACCAGCGCAUCCACACGGGCCACAAGCCCUACGUAUGUGCUGACUGUGGGAAGAUCUUCAGUGACAGCUCCACCUGCAUCAAGCACCAGCGCAUGCACACAGGCGAAAAGCCCUACAAGUGCCCCCAGUGUGGCAGAAGCUUCAGCCAGCGCUCUCACCUCCUGCAGCACCAGCGCGUCCACAGCGGGGUCCGGCCCUAUGCCUGCCAUGAGUGCGGGAAGUGCUUUGGCCAAAGCUCGGACCUCAUCAACCACAUACGCACCCACACUGGGGAGAAGCCCUACACGUGCCCAGCCUGUGGCAAGGGCUUCAGUGGGAACUCCAACCUCCUGAAACACCAGCGCAUCCAUACAGGGGAGAAGCCAUACUGCUGCGCCCAGUGUGGAAAGUGCUUCCGCUUCCAACCUCAGCUCGUGCGUCACCAGAAACACCAUACUGCAUAGGGCCCAUUGACCCACCCAGGGAAGCGAGGGCGCAACCUGGAUAGGGAAAGCCAGCCGAGAAUGGCGGGGAGCCCUGGGAGAAGGGGGUUUUCUGUUUAAGCUGGCCUGGCCAGGGGGCACAGUUCACACUGUCACUUGGGGAAGGAGGAGAGAGGGAUGUACAUUGCUUGCAGCAGGACAGGGGACAGGGAAGGUGGAGCAUGAGAAUCAGUGCCUUUGACCUUUAAGGGUGACAAGAACCACCCUGAAAACUGCAGCUAAAACCAAAUCAUUGCCUGGUAAACUGAGCAGGCUUUGCCACUGCAGUAAGACCAUUUCCCAGUCAUGUAGCUCCUUGAAACACAAGCUCCUGUCUCUCCUGCUUUCUGGUUCUUACUGGGAGAGGGUGGGGGGGUUAGGUAUUAUCAUCUAUUGAUAUUUAUUGAUUCAACCAUAUGAUGCUGGCACUGGAUAUGCCUACAUUGCAGAGAGGGCAGCUCAUGUAGAUGCAUCUGAGCUGGUUUUAAGCUAUCUUGUUCAGGGACUGCUACUGUAGCUACAGUGUUUGAACAGGGCUCCGCACAGAAGUGGUUAUAAAGCUUCUCCAAGGGGUUUGCAGAUGAGGUUGCAGUCUGUGCUGCCAUACAUACAUUGCUAGCAGGACCCUGGCCAAUUUGGAAAUGUCUGUGUGAGCUGCAGUCAGUGCAGUGUAGAUGUCCCCAUUUGUGAUGGCCUGCAGUGGGGCCGUAUUCUUUUAAAUGUUUUUGCCAAAUAAAAGACCAUAAACUUAAUGUCUGUACAAAUGUGCUGUUGUCUGACAGUUUGAAUCAUGGAGAACAAUAAAGGCGAUUAACAUCCUGAUAGAAGUUUCUCUCAAUAAGUUUUUUCAGUUGCCUUUUGUGGGUGGAAAUUAAUGAACAUUUUGUAAAGGUGUUAACAGCAUGUAGGGUUUUUUUUAAACUGUUAUCUGCUAAUUGGCAAUUGAUGAAAGGUGAUAUUCAUUGGAAAAUGAGCUAUUGUCCAACUUCUAUGUUAAUAUUU
Messenger RNA from Alligator sinensis (Chinese alligator), 2209 nucleotides. Its product is annotated as zinc finger protein 239-like. The transcript is spliced from 3 exons. The coding region runs from base 161 to 1189 and encodes 342 amino acids. The record is from RefSeq and is a predicted model, not a curated record. NCBI's taxonomy places the organism in Eukaryota, Metazoa, Chordata, Crocodylia, Alligatoridae.